Messenger RNA from Xylona heveae TC161, 1723 nucleotides. Its product is annotated as lysophospholipase. The record is from RefSeq and is a predicted model, not a curated record. Lineage: Eukaryota; Fungi; Ascomycota; Xylonomycetes; Xylonales; Xylonaceae. Gene Ontology annotation, molecular function: asparaginase activity. Bases 353 to 1681 code for a protein of 442 amino acids. The transcript has 4 exons.
AACUGACAACGAUCCUCUUCUGUACUUUCUGCCGCGGCUCAUUUCCGAAGGGUCCAUCUGCCACCAUUUAAGCUGAGAUAUCGGGGCACGUCAGGUGGUCAACUGGACGGGCACUUUAAUUGAGGCAGCUUCAUUUAUAGUGUCGCCGGCUUUACCCGUCACUCUGCGGAGAAUCUUUUAUUCGUCGUUUUGUUUAUAUGCCCUGCAGAGUUCUUGUUCACUGGCCACUAGACUUUCUCUGUUCUGCGUUCACUUGAUCCUGGUCUCUUUUUAAAAGUUUUGGAGGGUUUAUAGAGGGUUUUAGACUUAGAAGCCGAAAGUCAUUUCAUUACUUUCCAUCGAUACAUAUACCAUGCAGCAACUCAAAGAAAUGAGAGGCCCCGAGUCGAGGGUUUUAAUCAUCAUGACAGGUGGAACUAUCUGUAUGAGGAGAUCUGAGCUAGGAUUUGUUCCAGCCAGAGGGUUCCUUGAGGCAGGACUUGCGCCUCGCCCUUCAUUCAAUGACGGAUCCAAUCCAGGAACCCUUGGCGUCAUGGUGGAUGAUGACCGUAUGAAGGAGCACCGCAGUCUACGGACGCCCAUUAGCACAUAUGGACGUCAAGUUAGAUACUCCGUCCUGGAGUACGAGGAGCUUCUUGAUAGCAGCUCCAUUGAUGCCAAGGGUUGGGCACAGAUUGCACGGUCUAUUGCAAGAAACUAUGAACUGUUUGAUGGUUUCAUCGUCCUACAUGGUACCGAUUCACUUGGUUACACCUGCUCGGCACUUUCUUUCAUGCUACAGAAUCUUGGAAAGCCGGUCAUCUUGACUGGCUCUCAAGCGCCAAUGCUGGAACUGCAAAAUGACGCAACAGACAACCUCUUGGGGUCGCUCAUCAUCGCGGGCCAUUUCAUGAUACCAGAAGUCUGUUUGUUCUUCAACUACAAGCUUUUCCGGGGAAACAGGGCCACCAAAGUUUCUGCCAGCGAGUUUUCGGCGUUCGCGUCUCCUAACCAUCCACCUCUAGCCACGAUUAGCUCUCUUAAGACCCAUGUCUCAUGGGACCUUGUUCGAAGACCAGUGGACCUGCAUCCUUUCAGCAUUCAAGUCAAUCUCGAAACAACCCACGUUGCCUGCCUGCGCAUAUUUCCCGGUAUCAAGCCGGAAAUGGUUGAUGCCGUCUUGCGGGUAGAGGGGCUUCGUGGUCUUGUCUUGGAGACAUUUGGAGCAGGAAACGCUCCAGGUGGCCCUGAUAGUGCUCUCACUAAGGUUAUCGAGGACGCGGUCAAGAGAGGGAUUGUCAUCGUAAAUGUCACGCAAUGCAUGACAGGAAGUGUUUCCCCACUUUACGCUCCUGCCACGGUGCUUGGACGGGCAGGCGUCGUUUUCGGUCAUGACAUGACUACAGAAGCUGCUUUGACCAAAUUAGCAUAUCUUCUUGCACAACCCAACCUCAGUUAUAAAAAAGUCGCGGAGCUAAUGUCCGUUUCAUUGAGAGGCGAAAUCACGGAGUCUUCUCGCACUUUUUUCCAGCACCCUAAUGGACAGCUCACGCCAAAAGUUGCUCAAGUUACUGCUCUCGGAUAUGCUAUUGCCGAUGGUUAUCUCGAAGCAGUUCGCGAUAUCAUCAAAGGCGCGCGGAGUUUCUCGUUGAAUGAGCCUGACUAUGCAGGAAACACAUCAGUGGUGAGCACGUCCUCUUGAUUUCUUCCUGCUUGACACUCCUGGGAGCGACGGCGAAGAUGA